ACCAAGCAAAAGGAGGAAGGAAAGAGCUUUGCAACCCAUCCCCAUAGCUGAAAAUUCGAGCUCAACCUAAGGGAGUCCAAGGAGGAAGAUAAAAGAAGGAAAAAGUUGGGAAAAGUGUGAUUAAUUAAGGCACUUGUAAAGGGUAUUUCAAGUGAUUUCACAAAGUUGGAAAAGUCGCCGGAAUUAUCGCCGGAGUUGACCAAAAGUCGCCGGAGUUUCACCGGAGUUCAACCAAGAAGGGUAGAACUUCAUAACACUAGUUCAAGGUUGAAGCUAGGGCUUGCUACUUGCACCUUCUCACGGGUGAUAUCAGAUCAGGAAGACGUGAAAUGGAGGGCAGACGAAUGGGGACCAGGAACAAUCCGAGGGGGCAGGCGCCGGUAGCAUCCCAAAAGGGAAGCCGGGCUGCAUCUCGGGGUUCGAGAGGAGGCCGUGGAGGCCGUGGAAGCCGUGGAGGUCAUCAGGCUCAAACUGUGAGUGAUGGCCAUGUGAGCUCGGUGUAUGAAACCAACACCGAAGACUAUGACUCAACCUACGUGCCAGAGACGGAGCAUGAAGAGACCCCGUAUGAUGGGGGUGACACAUACACCGAUGAUGAUGAUGAAGAGAGUGAUGCCAAGUUCGCCCAAGCGAGGCGUGGCUCUCGUGGAGGUUCGGGUCAAGGAAGCCGGGGAGCUUCCGUGGCCACCCCAGCGGCGUCACAUGAUGGGCGUGAAGGAGGUUUUUGUGUGAGAAUCUCCAAGUACCUCAAGGAGGCUAGGGCCUUGGGAUGUAAGUCCUUUGACGGCACCGGUGACAUUACCGUUGCCGCCGAUUGGAUAAAGAAGGUGAAGGAUGCGGCAAAGGACAUGCAAAUUUCACCGGACGUGAAGUUGACUGUUGCUUCACGGCUGCUUGAGGGGAUAGCUUCCACAUGGUGGGAGAGUGUAGAAGGGAAAUACCAUGGGGAGGUCUCAUGGUUAAAUUUUGAGCAGGAAUUCUAUGACCAAUACUACACUGACUACGAGAAAAAUGUCAAGCGUAGGGAGUACACCAACCUCAAACAGAAGGAGGGUGUUUCUGUUAAACAGUUGGAGCAAGAUUUUAGAACCUUGGCUAGGUUCUUACCGGAGUACGCGAUUAAUGAGGACCGCAUGUCGGAGCAUUUUUGGGAUGCCUUACUCUUGGACAUCCGUGAUCGGGCUACGUACUCGCGCCACAUGACCUUUAGCGAGGUGGUGGAGCAGGGCCUUCUUGGGGAGGCCCAAUGGAAUGAGAGAAAAGAAAGGGACGCCGAGGAGGCGAAAAAGAGAAAAUGGCAUAGUUCGGGGCCGCCCGAACAAGCACGAAAGAAUAACCAAGGUGGGGGUGGUGGUACGUUUAAAACGCCGGCACCACCGGCGAAGAAGAACAAGGAUGCUCGGUGGCACGCAUCCUCCUCUCAAAAUACGGGGCCUCCUAAGUGUGCCAACUGUUCAAAGAAUCACUUCGGGAGGUGCAACGCACCCCCGAGGUGUUAUCGAUGUGGGAACACGGGCCACAUGAAGGCCAAUUGCCCACAAUUGGGGGGAGGAGGAGCUCCGGGAUCCGGAGGAGGAACCAUGACGGGAAGAAACCGUGCGGGCCCGUCAAACGGCGGUACCAGAAGAGGCGGCGCGUCCACAAGUCAUGCCGCGUCCGUAAAUCAAGGCGGGACCCAAGCACGGGUGUACACAAUGACCGAGGCGGAUGCGCGAGCAAACCCGUACUCCGUUGCAGGUUGAAGCUAGGGCUUGCUACUUGCACCUUCUCACGGGUGAUAUCAGAUCAGGAAGACGUGGUUCGUGCUUCCUUAUUUUCUUUCAAACUACCGAACACUUGCUCAUGGAUAUUUGUUUUGCUAUAAACUAUUUUUGGGGCUUGCAUGCCCAUGUUGUUGGCCGGAUGUGGCUCAUGACUUACCGUUGAAUAUUUCCG
This is a messenger RNA of Cuscuta epithymum, 1935 nucleotides long. NCBI's taxonomy places the organism in Eukaryota, Viridiplantae, Streptophyta, Magnoliopsida, Solanales, Convolvulaceae. The record is from the annotation of a GenBank genome assembly.